Molecule: messenger RNA, 2723 nt
Organism: Dromaius novaehollandiae (emu)
Lineage: Eukaryota; Metazoa; Chordata; Aves; Casuariiformes; Dromaiidae
Product: nascent polypeptide-associated complex subunit alpha, muscle-specific form-like
Exons: 3
Coding region: 34-1575 (513 amino acids)
Source: RefSeq, a predicted model, not a curated record
CCCCCCCCCCCCCCCCCCGCCGCCGCCGCCGCCAUGGCGGCCCCGCGCCCUCACGGCGGAGGGAGGGCGACUAACGGGGCCCCCCCGCGUCUCCCCGACCCCCUCCCCGGGCUCCUCGGUGUCUCCUCGGCCCUCCCCCGGGGCUCCUCGGGGGCUCCCCGCAGUCUCUCCCUGGGGUCUCCCCCUCCCUGCUUUGGGUCCCCCCCCGGCCCCUCUCUCCAACCCCUCUUGGGGUCUCUCCAGUCCUCCCUGGGUCUCCCCUGCCUCCCUCGGGGGGUCUGCAGCCCCCCAACCCCUUGGAGUCUCUCCAGUCCUCCCCGGGUCUCCCCUGCCUCCCUCGGGGGUCUGCAGCCCCCCAACCCCUUGGAGUCUCUCCAGUCCUCCCUGGGUCUCCCCUGCCUCCCUCGGGGGGUCUGCAGCCCCCCAACCCCUUGGAGUCUCUCCAGUCCUCCCCGGGUCUCCCCUGCCUCCCUCAGGGGGUCUGCAGCCCCCCAACCCCUCUUGGAGUCUCUCCAGUCCUCCCUGGGUCUCCCCUGCCUCCCUCGGGGGGUCUGCAGCCCCCCAAUCCCUUGGGGUCUCUCCAGUCCUCCCUGGGUCUCCCCUGCCUCCCUCAGGGGGUCUGCAGCCCCCCAGCUCCUUUUGGGGGUCUCCCCAGACCUCCUCGGGUCUCCCCUGCCUCCCUCGGGGGGUCUGCAGCCCCCCAACCCCUUGGGGUCUCUCCAGUCCUCCCUGGGUCUCCCCUGCCUCCCUCGGGGGGUCUGCAGCCCCCCAACCCCUUGGGGUCUCUCCAGUCCUCCCUGGGUCUCCCCUGCCUCCCUUGGGGGGUCUGCAGCCCCCUGGCCCCUCUUGGAGUCUCCCCAGCUGCCUUGGAGUCUCCCCUGCCUUCCUCAGGGGUCUGCAGCCCCCCAGCCCCUCUUGGAGUCUCCCCAGUCCUCCCUCGGGAGUCUGCAGCCUCCCAGCUCCUCUUGGAGGUCUCCCCAGCCCUCCCUGGGUGUCACCUGCUUCCCUCAGGGGGUCUGCAGCCCCCCAGCUCCUCUCCAGGCCUCCUCAGCCCCCCUUUGGGGUCUCCAUCUCUCCCCUUUGGGUCUCCCCAGCACCUCUGUGCAGCCCCCCUCAACCCUCCAUGGUUCUCCCCAGCCCCUCCCAACCCUCCUCCCCGGGUCUCCCCUGCCUCCCUCAGGGGGUCUGCAGCCCCCCAGCCCCCUUGGGGUCUCCCCAGCCCUCCCUGGGUCUCCCCUGCCUCCCUUGGGGGGUCUGCAGCCCCCCAGCUCCUCUCCAGGCCUCCUCAGCCCCCCUUUGGGGUCUCCACCCCUGCCUUCAGGUCCCCCCAGCACCUUCCCAGGCCGGAGGGGCCCGUCCCCCCCCGGCCGGUGCCUCUCCGCUCUCCCCUCCCAGGUCUCCUGGGGGAAUCUGCCUUUUUCGCCUUUUUUUCUUUCUCUGAUUCUUUUCAUUUCCUCUCCCCUCUACCCCUGCCCGCCUCCAGCCCUCCCUCCCUGCGCCCCGCAGAAGCGCUCCCCAAAUCCGCACGCGGGAUCUGCUUUUCCCUGUAUCUGCCUUUUUUUUCCCCUUCUUUAGGACCGUCCGGGAGGUUUGGUGGCAGAUCAGGGACCCGGAGCAGGGCGCUCGGUGCCGGCUGGGCUCGCGCGGGGAGCAAACAGCUGCGAGCCUGAGCGAGAGCUGUAUUUUUAAUACGUAUAUAGGAGACUCUAAGGACGACCGGAGAAUCCCAAAGAUUAUGAUUUUACAAGUGUCCGAACCCGUCGGCCCCCGAUGGGAGCAGCGCUGGACCCGGCUCAUUCCCAAGCUUAUUUCCUCAAAUCACUAAACAAAUCCAGUCCUUCAGCCCCCGCCGCACGGGCCAAGUCGUCUCGGCUCCCCGUUGCUCUGGCUGCCUCCCCCGGCCUCUCUGCAGCGGGUCGCGCUCGCCGGGUCCUUCCCGAGCGGAGCGCAGGGACGGAGGGAUGACGGAAAGCGGGAGGUGAGCACCGAGUCUCCCUCCUCGCCACCCGCCUCCGGGAGCCGGGAAAGGAGCCUCCGAGCCCCAGACGGGACCUCUCUUCCUGGCAGGGCUUCGCACAGCACCCGGCAUCUCCUGGGGCGUUGAACCCUGCGGUGAGACCACCGCCGGGAAGAGUUCGGGGUGUUGCAUCCCACGGGAUUCGGGCAUCGCAGCCUAUUUUUGCACAUCUGGGCAUCCUUGGGGCCGGUGCUUUUUUACACCUGACGGUCUCUGCCUCGAAGCACUCCUCCUCCCCGAGGAAGCCCGGAGAAGCUCCUCUCCCGCUUCGCGUCUCCAGCCGGGCUGGGGGAGUUGGAGGGCCUGCGUUUCACUGCAGAGGAAAGCGGAGCAGCUGAGUUCCCACGCUGCCUUUCAUCUUCUGCCCCCGUCUCGAGCCGUUCCCACCGCUCCGCCGAGCAGCUGGAGGAGGAGGAGGAGGAGAGCGCGAUCGCCCUUCGCGCCCCUCUCGCAGCGCGGCCGGGAGCAGAGGAGCGAGCGGGGCAGGACGUGGCGCUGCUCGGGGGACGCAGGCGUGGGACGAGCUGCCGACCGGUCCCCCAAAGCGUGGACACAGCUCCUGGCUGCGCCGGAGGCUCGCGGGACAGGGCUGGAUUUCACUUUGGCCAAGCGCGUGAGGGUGUGGGAAACUCUUAGGAGGGAAAGGACGAAUUUUUCCUCCUGAUCCGUAGCCUGUGCAAGGAAACAAUGCUGGAAAUGCCUCAAU